AUGACCUACCGUUCUAUCUCUCACUAUUUCCUGGAUCGCCUUUCAGUUUGGGAACUGCAAAAGCUUGAAAAGAUUGCCAAGGGGUUGUCCGGGAAAGUCGUCACGUUUGCUUCCACAUGCAGUGGAAUUGCCAGUGCAGGCCCAUGCAUCCAGGGCUUGCUCAAAGCCAUCAACGAUCGAUUUCAAACAAAUGUGCGAGCCUCUUGCCAAUUUGCUUGUGAGAUCAACCCUCAAAAGCAAAAACUAUUGCUCGACCUGCAUCAAGAUGAUAUUGGGCACCUUUUUGCAGACGUGAAGUCCUUGCAGCAUGAGACGGCUUUCUGUUUGCGUGAGCAAAGACAGGUGAAGUUUCCCAAGGUGUUCCUGCUUAUCGCGAGUCCUAGCUGUAUCAACCUGUCUGGGCAGCGAGUGGACCGAGCAAGCUAUGCCUCAUGCUACGAGGAUCCGGGCAACUCUGAAUCAGGAGAAACAUAUGUGCACGGCUACAGAGAUGCUCUUCAGAGUCUAGAAGCAAAGGUUUCAGCCUUUGAGAAUGUCAAAGAUGUAGCGCACUACUUGACAGACAAGAACAAUGUCCGACAGAAGCCAGCAAUUGAGACUGAGUUAAGUGAGCGAGGUCACGCUUUUGAGUAUGUGAAGGUUUCCAGCAGUAGUUUCCUGAUGCCGCAGCGCCGGGAGCGCGUGUGGGGAUCAAGCUGUUUUGGGGAGAAUGCUCAGCAAUAUGAAAUGAAGAUGAGGAUCACCAUGCAACGGUUCCAGUCUCCGAACCACUUCCCGCUAUCAUCCAUACUAGAUGACGCUUUGCCUGCUGAAGAUUUGCCCAAAGGUGAGAAUAUGGCCAAGCACGUUGCUACUAUUCAGAAGACCUGCGAAGAUCGGGGAAUACCACUAGCAAAGGUCACCUUUGACACGUCUACCAGCAAGAGCCGUCACCCCGAAUGGGCAUUUGAUGUUUUGACCUGUGUGAGACCCUCCCACAAGAUAUGGGCAUUUGGGGCCCACCGUCAUGUCCGUGGCCAUGAGAUGCUGCUGGCCCAUGGUCUGUAUGCCAACGAGUUCAAAAAUCCAGAUGCCAUCUUGUCCAUGGAACCAGCGCUGGCCCAUGACAUUGCUGGAAACGCCUUUACGACUAGCAUUCUCAUUGCCAAAGUGCUUGCCACAAUGGUCAAUGGACAAGCUUGGGAGAAAUUGGCCGACGUCGUGCAAACGGCUUCUGCAGGGCUUCUUGGAGCUGCCGCGAAGCGACAAAUGACAUCUGGUCAUGGUGAAUCUGGUGAACCUCAGACAGCAGGCAGUUCAGCAACACCACAGGCACAUCCUUCCUCAGAGAAGCCACCAAAGAAGCAAAAGAAGUCAAUCUUGCCAACCAGAGGCAAGAAAAGGAACUGUCCUGAGCAGCCCGAGCCAAAUGAUCCGGGACAAGAGCCAGAGCCAGAGGAACCUGCUCGCAAGUCUAAGAAAACUGGGAAGAACUUGAAGGGCGGUGUUUUGACUAUAGCCAAGAAAAUGGAGAUACUUGCGAAGUAUGAGGAGCUGCAGCAAAAGAAUGUUAAGCAUCCGGAAAAGGACCGGGAGUUGAUUGCGCUGAAGUUUCCAGGCUACUAUCAAGGCGCAGCUGGCAAAUGGCUGAAAUCCAAAGAAAAGUAUUGCUGGCAGACCUUGAUGGAGAAAUGUCCUUCAAUAUGUGCCAAGUAUGAUGAGGUGCCAAACUGGCUCCGAUCCCGGAUGGACAUCAACCAGGUGAAGGGGCCUGGUCACACAAAGAUUGUCAGCGACAUCUAUGAUGUGGUGGACCAAAUCCUUAUGCAAGCCACCCGGGAGGGGUUGGAGCUCAAUGUGACAUCCAUCGAGGAGGUUUUGUCAGACAGCCUCGAAGCUAAUGCAGUGGUCAGCAAAUGGCGAUCUGAACGUGAAGCAGCUGAUCUGAAAGCUGUUGAGAAUUUGACCGCGUCUGGGGCUACAGAAGCCGAGGUGAAGCAGCUGGUGAGCAAACAAGAGGCCCUCAAGGCCGCCUGGCCUGCCCCGGUUCGCUUGGGCAACACGGCGCGAUCCAUCAACCAAUUGGCCUUGAACUUUGCAGAGAAGUAUGGGUUUUCAAUGUUUGCACAAUCCAAGCCAACUAGACAUCUCCAACGAGACCAUCCUCAAGUGCAGCACGUGAUGGAUUUUAUCCAAAUGACCAUUCGCAAUGGCGAGGUGGAUGAAAGAUUGGUGCUCAACUUUGAUCAAGGCACCAUGUCACCUGCUGAAAUGGAGAAGGUCAAUGACGACUACAAGGGUAUCCUAGUUUGCGAAUCCUCAGGCACAGACACACACAUGUGGUCAGGCCCAACCUGUGUGAGGUUUCUGGAUCAUUUGACAGUGGAGAUUCGGAAACAACGACAGAAGCUUGGGAAGGACCACAGCGCUCGGGUGAUGGUCAUAGCAGACAAAUGCACGAGCCACUUGUCCCGCACAUUCUUAGAUAUGAGGAGAACCUGGGCAAAGGAACAGAACUGCCUGAUUCUGGGCCUCGAUCCGGAGGCAGAUGUGCAAAUUCCGGGAGGUUGGAGCUUGAGCUGCAGCCCCAAUGACGGGUGGCAUGGACACUUUCAUCUUCUGCGCAUGGCUUUUAUGCGCAGUAGCUUAGGCCUUCCCCUCAAUCCAAUCUUCCGCAAAGAGAUGGAAGAGUAUGAAAUAGGACCUCAAGGUGGACUACCUCAAGUUUCCUGCCCGCUGGAAACAUCGUUGGCAGCAGAUGCAUGGGCGCUUUCUCAGAUCUCCCGGUACCGCUGUGGCAAGGUUAUUCUGGGGGCUUGGCUUUCGAGGGGGUACAUGUCACCAGAGACAGCUGCCAAGUGGCACUUUGACGGAGAUACCUCAGCCCUUGAGGAGCACAUGAAAAGUACCCGGGGAGCAUAUCGUGACCUCUUGCGCUUGAAGGAGAUGCCCUCUUUGGACAAAAGUGCAUACAGACUGGCAUGGCAACAAGCAACCGUACCUUUGCAGGGUGAAAAGAUGCACUGUUGGUAUGUCAAGACUGAAAGCGCAGAGCCACUACAAUUGCCUCGGUUCUUCAACACCGCUCUAGAGGUAGUGAUGUCCCAAUGGAUGGAAUUGAGGAGGAAAUGGGAUGGUGCCAUUGCCAAACGAGCGAAACUUGGCAGAGCAUUAACUCCAUCGGCGGCAAAGGCAUACCAGUCCUUCCUUGAUGCACCCUACAGGAAGCUGGUCUUGGACUUGCAAAGCAAGGUGGUUGUGGCCCGCCCAUCGGGAGCAUCUUCUGGGACUGUGAAAACCUGCCUUGCUCUUGAAGUCAAGAUGUCCCUAGACCCAGCCCACCUGGCCCUUCGCUUUGGUCAGGGUCCCUUUUAUCAUUUGUUUGUCAGAGAGUUCGAGGUCUUGGAGGCACGCGUGCUACAAUAUGACAUUUCGGUGAUGUUAGCUGGUAGCAGGAAUAUCACCAAAACAUAG
Molecule: messenger RNA, 3453 nt
Organism: Durusdinium trenchii
Lineage: Eukaryota; Dinophyceae; Suessiales; Symbiodiniaceae
Source: the annotation of a GenBank genome assembly